CUCAAAACACGUGAAUAAGCGAUGGAAACAGACCCCGGAAACCCGGAGUCUACUAGCUCCUCAUACAAACACCAAGAACUUCGGCAAAAUCAGAUACGUCUCCUCACUACGAAAUGUAUCGACGGGUCCGUUGAAAUAGAGAUCGACCAGUACACACUUACCGAAGACCUUGGUUACGAUGCGAUUUCGUAUGUCUGGGGAAGUGUGCCAGCCUCGGUCACAGCCAAAUGCAACGGCAGACCUCUCGUCGUCACAUCCACCGCACUUGAGAUGUUACAUUACCUACACCGAUACCAAACGAAUACGACAGCUCGAAAGAUUUGGAUCGACGCGAUAUGCAUCAAUCAAGAAGAUGAGGAAGAGAAAGCUACUCAGAUACCACUGAUGCGCGAAAUAUACUCCAGAGCGAGGGCUGUUGUUGUAUGGAUGGGCCUUCCAACUCCGGAAACUGAUGCCUUCUUCACUGAAUUCCAAGAGACGAGAGUCAAAUUAAAGACGUGGAAAGCAAAGUAUGAAGCGGAUCCUGAAUGCCCUGAUCCAGACAUGGAAGAGCGUCCUCAUAAUGGAGACGCGUUUUGGGGAGGACUAAGUCAGCUCCUUGGAAAUGAAUGGUUCAGGCGUCUAUGGACAUACCAGGAGAUUAUUCUUCCAACUAGCGCAAGAAUACUUUGCGGUGAUCUUUUGAUGAAUUUCGAUGAGCUUUCAAACUUUUUCAAUGACGGAUGCUUCGACAGCCUCUAUUUCUGGUACACAUCUAGGAUCGCAUUCGGUACAAACGAUACACCCGCGUUGAAUACCUGUUAUUCCAUCAAAUUCUAUCGAGACAGAGGCGCCAAGGAAAUCCAUGCCCAUAACCUUGGGAGAGAAUUGUACGACCUACGUGAGCGACGUGUGAAAGAGCCUAUCGAUCGUGUUUGGGCAAUAGUAGGACUUUUGCAAAGAGAUCUUCAAGAUAGGUUAAGCUCAUGGGUUGACUACAGCGCUCAAGGUCGGGAUGAAUAUUGGAAGACGUGGAUCAUGUUUGCCAAAGCUUUGAUGAACGAACCUGGUGGGAUGAGCAUACUUCAGAUGCCGCCUACUCGGGAACCUAAAUCUCCACAUCUUCCAUCCUGGUGCCCGAAUCUAUCUGGAAUAUCAGCUUGUAAGAUGAUAAUUGAUGGGGAGUGGAAUGAUCCGAUACAUGAACGACAGCCAACCAAUCCUUGGGCUUUGUUUGAAGAGAACAGUUUGGAAAAGGCACCAGAAAGAAAGAACGCGAUCCUGGACUGUGGUCAAAAGCACGUAAGUAUCGUGAUGCAUGACAACGUGCUUCGCGUCCCUGGCUUUGUGGUGGACACGAUUGAAGAGGUUGUGGAACAUGAAAACCCUCUUGACGUGGCAUACGAUCGAUACGAUCUGAAUUCGGAAGAGCACAUGGCUCUUUAUGAUGCUGCUGUUGAUUGCCAUCUGAGAAGUCUCGAACUAGCUCGCUAUGUCUUCUAUGGGAAGAGCGAAAGAGUUACCGAUAUCCCAGAGGAGUUCAUCGUGUUAUUCUUCUUGGACUCGCGAAUCACUGAAAGAGCUAAGGAUACAUACCGUGAAGUUCUGCCUCAGUUGACGACUUGGUACUCUGAUCCAUCGGGUUGGUAUUACACUGGUUGUCGUUGGGAACAGGCGCAGUGCCAAGUCCAGUUGAGAUUCAUUCGCGGACUUACCUUUUUCAGCACAAAAGGCGGUCGAAUCGGAUACGCCUACCCGGGAUGUCGGCCAGGAGAUCAAAUUGCUGUGUUCUAUGGUGGAGAACCACUGUAUAUUCUUCGAGAUCUAGACACUAAGAGUGAUGGAGAUGAUGCGACUAGAGGGCAGACUUGUCAACAAUCAAGCCAGCUUGAUCGCUAUUAA
Molecule: messenger RNA, 1881 nt
Organism: Alternaria alternata
Lineage: Eukaryota; Fungi; Ascomycota; Dothideomycetes; Pleosporales; Pleosporaceae
Product: HET-domain-containing protein
Exons: 1
Coding region: 22-1881 (619 amino acids)
Source: RefSeq, a predicted model, not a curated record